Brettanomyces bruxellensis is the source of this 1029-nucleotide messenger RNA. RefSeq lists its product as uncharacterized. The record is from RefSeq and is a predicted model, not a curated record. Gene Ontology annotation, molecular function: actin filament binding. Lineage: Eukaryota; Fungi; Ascomycota; Pichiomycetes; Pichiales; Pichiaceae. Gene Ontology annotation, cellular component: nucleolus; catalytic step 2 spliceosome; striated muscle dense body. Bases 1 to 1029 code for a protein of 342 amino acids. The transcript has a single exon.
AUGGUCUCAAAGCUUAGGUUUAAAGGUUCAAAAAAGCGUCGGCAUCAUUCAACAAAUCAUCAUGGUGAAAAGAAACAAAGGGUCGGCGGGAAUAAAGCAGAGAUAAAAUUUCUCAUAAAUAACAAACUUCAAUCAGCAGAUCAGAUCGAUCCCAAAAUCUUUACAAAAUGCAAUUGGACAAGUGCAACAACCAUUACGGAUCUUAAGGAAGGGAUGCCUAUUGUGAUAGGAGUUACUAGAAAGGGAAUAGAGGAUAACAACAAAAUUGGUGUUAUCUCUGUUGCCCAUGAUAAACUAAAUAUUACAAUAGCUAAAGAAAGUGACCUCAAAAUAACUGCCAAAGGAGAUUCAAUUAACUUUCUUCCAAAAAUGAAUUUGGAAUCACCAAUAUACAGAGUAGAGCCCGAGAACAUUGCUCAGAUUUUCACGGUUGUUAGGGUGGAUAGCAUACUAUCAACGAAACAUAAAGUAGAUAUACCGGAUGCUGAAAAGACAUACGUUUAUAUUGCAUUGAAAAAUCCCAAAACCAAAAAGUUCUUGUCACACAAUUCGGAAAAGCAUACACUAUGUAUGUCAUCUACCUUGACGGCGCAGGAGAUAUUCAAGUUCAUAUUAAAGCCAACAGAUACAUCAAAUUUCCAGAUAUCAAUGGAAACAGACGGGAGCGAAGACGGGAAAUCUAAUGAAUCAUAUAAACUGAUCGUUACAGACAAAUUAAAGCCACGCUUGAUAUGUGAUCCUGAUGACUUGCUCGAUGAUUUGAACCAGUUUAAUAUCAGAGUACAAAUAGCAAAUUGCAGUUAUGCCGAAUCGCUGAUUGACGAAAUAAACAAACUGCAGACAACUCAACCAGACCAAGAAGGUGCUGUUGAUGAAAGCAUACGGUUGGCACUGAAAGAACUUCAAAAGUCUGGAAUAAAAAUCACAGACAAAAUUUAUUACCAAUUGAAGGAAGCAGACAAAGAGGGCAAACUGCACGAGUUCUUGCUUGAUUUGAAGGAGAAGUACCUAACUGAUAGAAGGGCAUAG